GAGAGACUGAGCAGAGGCGGGAAAUGGCGCCUGGUAACACAACGAUGUGUCGUUUCGAAGACGGCCCUUGAGGAGAUCUACAGAAAAAGUCGGCUCAGAUCACGAAAACACCCACUGCCUCUGUUGUGAUGGUCAAUCGAUCUUGAGUCGUUAUCGCCAGACACUGCAGAUCACUGUAAACCUUACAUGUGACUGCUAAAACAAUGAGGCUGAGAAUGCGUAAGGCGUCUCAGCAGCCGAACCCCAGUCUGGCAAGCCGCCCAUCCCGUACCAAGCGGAGGCAUUCAGAAGUAGAAGAGGACACUCCCACUAGUGGAGGGAGGGGCAUAUUCUCCACCAUCAAGAAGUUCAUCAGAGGAAAUGCUGUUAAGGUGCAGCAGGAGAGCCCAGCCAAGAAGACACGCAUCCACUGUGAUGUGGACAACAACCUGAUCACCUCUACAACCCCGAGCACCAACACCCCCAGCCGGACUAUCACCAGGGUUGGCAGGAGAGGCUCCCUUAAUGGACAAGCAACCAAUCACGACAGGAGUAAGGAGAAGCCCAAUGGCAAUCUGGAGGAGACGACGGCCGCUGAGCUACCCACGAGCCCUCCCAGAACCACCCUUCUUGGGACCAUCUUCUCCCCUGUUUUCAACUUCUUCUCACCAGCUAAAAAUGCCUCCUCUGGCUCAGACUCCCCAGACCAGGCAUUAGAGGCCGAGGAGAUAGUCAAGCAGCUGGACAUAGAGCAAGCUGUGGAGACGCCCACCAGCACAGCCACUUGUACACAGGAACUGUGUGCCACCACUAACUUCUACUCUAGUGUAUCACAGCUGCCACCUAUGCGACCUCCACACAUCCCCGAGGUAUCUCCCACAGCAAGGGAUGGAGAGCUCUGUGCUGAUGCUGACCUUCCACCACUCACAGCUCCAGGCUCCAGUCCAGAUCUGGCAUAUGUGGACGCUCCUCCCACCGCUGUACCACCAGAGGCAACCUAUGAGGAAGACUGGGAAGUCUUUGACCCGUAUUUCUUCAUCAAGCACGUCCCUCCUCUGACAGAAGAGCAGCUCACUCGUAAGCCAGCCUUGCCGCUGAAGACACGCAGCACGCCUGAAUUCUCUCUGGUCCUCGACCUGGAUGAAACGUUAGUUCACUGCAGUUUAAAUGAGCUGGAGGACGCAGCACUUACCUUCCCUGUCCUCUUUCAAGAUGUCAUUUACCAGGUGUAUGUGCGCUUGAGGCCGUUCUUUCGAGAGUUUCUGGAACGCAUGUCUCAAAUCUAUGAGAUCAUCCUUUUUACAGCCUCUAAAAAGGUAUAUGCAGACAAACUGCUCAACAUCUUGGAUCCUAAAAAGCAGCUUGUGAGACACAGGUUGUUUCGUGAGCAUUGUGUCUGUGUCCAGGGAAACUACAUCAAGGACCUCAACAUCUUGGGCAGAGAUCUGUCCAAGACCAUCAUUAUCGACAAUUCACCGCAAGCCUUUGCAUAUCAGUUGUCCAAUGGUAUUCCCAUAGAAAGCUGGUUCAUGGACAAGAAUGACAAUGAGCUGCUGAAGCUGGUGCCCUUCCUGGAAAAGUUGGUUGAGAUGAAUGAGGAUGUGCGGCCGCACGUUCGGGAGAGGUUCCGGCUUCACGACUUGUUGCCCCCUGAUUGAACUUGACCACAGACUCUCAGAACGGGACAACAUGAAAUGACUGAAAAGAACAUGCGUGUAAAAAGCCCCUCUUUGGAUUACAAACUACAACAUUGCCAUUACUGUUAAAAUUUUAGCCUUUUUUUAAAUUUUGUUUUUGUUUUUAAAUCCACCGUUGCUUUUUUUAAAAAAAAGAAAAAAACAUUUUUAAAGAUCUGGAUGAAAUUUUCUAAAUACAUAGAUAAAAUUACACGCGCUAUGAACAAGCCCAGGUAAACUCCUCUUUUUGACUGACUCUCCAGCUGUGGAACAUCUUGGUGCUGGUUUAGUGGAUAUAGGAAAGCCACCUGGUAAAGAGGAACUCAAGCCCGGCCGAGUUCCUGAACCCAAAACCAACCCCUGGUGCUCACGCUGUUGGCGCUGACGAAUAACUAUGCUCUGUGGCUACAGACCAUUUUUAGUGGGAAUGACUGGCCUGUAAAUCAAUGUGUGUAUGUUUACUCCUAGCCACACACAAACACACACUGAUUUGGUGUUUGGCAAACCUACAAUCUGUAGCCUUUAAAAUCAUAUGCAUUCCUUCGUAGCCGAGUCAAGUUUCUAUUGUUGGUUGCAGUUUUUUUUUCUUUUUCUGGUAAAACUGGUGUUUCAUUGUUUAAAAAAGAAAAGGAAAAAAAUGUUUUACUUCUGUUUGUAAGAUAUAAUGUUUUAAAAGGGGUCGUGUACGAUUUUAUUGUAAUCCUUUUUUUUUUUUUUUUUUCUUCUUUCUAUUAGGAGAACAUGGGUGCAUAUUAAUGACAGUCCACUGCAUAGUCAAACGAAAUGGAAUUACUCCAGGACUUUAAGUAUAGUUUGUUCUUGUUCUAACAAAUAGGUUUAAAUUGAUGUGUUGGCGUCACUGUGGACACAUGACUCCUUAUUUAAAUGUUAGGAUCAAAAAUCUCCUUACCUGUAAAUCUGACAUAUUGUAAAGGUUUGAGGGUUAUUCAUUUUCAAAGUGAUAUGUGUCAAUGUUAACCUUUCUUUAAUAAUAGUAUUUGAUUUGUCUAUAAUCAGUAUUGUCUUUUACUCCUAAUCAAGUAUUCUGGCUAAAAUCAGAGCUCUUUCUUUUAGUUGUAAUGUGAUGGCAGUAGCAUUAUGACUAAUGUAGCACAUCUCUGCCAGUGUGUCAUAAAGUCUACCCAUGGUAGAAACCUAUGGCCAGACCCUGUAUCAGCCAUAUCUGGCACCAGCAACAUACUGUUUUAACAGUCAGCUUCACUGACUGCUACUCUUACCAGUUUCAUUUUUUUUUUUUUUUUUUUUUUUUUACAUACUUUUCUUUUUUAUGUUUAGUGCAGUUUAAAACGUGUUUAAGAAUGGUAACUAUAUGAAUGUGUUUCUGCCUGACAUUAGCCUGGACACUCAAGCCCAACUGACAUUUUACUCCUCUGUUGUUUCAACUUAAUUUAUUUAAUGGAGACAAACAGUAGGCAGAAAUGUAGAUGUUUUUGUUCGCAUCCUUACAAGCCUAAACCUGGGUGAUAAAGACAGAAAGCUCACAUGCCUGACUGUCUUCUGUCAUUGCCCAAAACCCUCAAGAGUUGACUUGAAUCUCUGCCUGAAUUUGGCAUGCACUGUUCAACCUUUUUCAGUUCUUGUUCAGUUUAAAUCAAAGUGCAUUUUAUGUUAAAGCAAAUGAGUGUUUGGAUUUGUCUGGGUUGCCUGUACAGUGCCAUACGAUCCCCCUCCUUAGAAAUCCCCCUGCCCCCAUAGCAUUUCCUACGCUCUCACCCCUAAAAUGCUUAGAUGGAAAGAGACAAUCAGACCUCAAAUCUUUGCAGAUACCUGGAGACACCCAGACUUCCCCUAUUAAUAUUUUUUUUUUCCUUCGGUGUGCUGUAUGUAUUGCGUACUGUGAUUCCAUUGAGUUGUACCUCGGUCCCCCCCUGUGAGUUAAGUUGCCAGGUGAAUCCUGCUGUGCCCUGCCCAAACAAUCCCUGCUGCUCACUUAAUGCAGGUUGUGCAUCAGAGAUGGUUUUCAUCUGUUAAGCGCCUGCCUGCCUUUUGCCUCUUUUUUUUUUUCUUCUUUUUUUUCACCCAAAGUUAGUAGCUCUCCAGAAAUUAGGACUAGUUUGUAUUCAAGUUUGUUACAGGGCACAAUGGUGUUUGCUCAGACAUAAUGUUAUGGGUACACAUGUCCAGACUAUGAAUGUAAAUUGUACAUGGGGGGUGAAGUCUUAAGUGUCUUUCCAAAUUCCUUGUUUUGUUCUCUCCUCAUCAACUAAAACAAACCGAUGAGAGAGGGAUGGUAGCUCGUAUCUACCAUUCAUAGAGAGGAGGCAAGAGCAAUGUGCAUGUAUGGAAGAGGAAACAUGUCUUGAGGUCCCACCAUGGUAGCCCCCUCCCUACCCCUAUGAGCUCUCACCAUCCUGACUGCCAUCUCCAAGCCUAAUCUUGAGUGUGUGAGACCAGGUGGGCUCAUCCCCCUCAGUGUGAUUAUAGUUAUCGGUCAUUGCUUGUGUCUGAAGGGUUGGUGGGAGGCAUUUGAUACUUUUCAUCUAGCUCCUUUUUAUGUGCAUUAUCAGUUUAUUGUACACGAAGUGUUGUACAAUACAUGCAGCUUCAUGUUUAAAAAAAAUCCUUAAAGUAAGGAAAAUCUUUUGUAUUUUUGAUUUCAAAAGGCAUGUCAUAUCUACUUUUUAAAUGUAUUAAUGAAGAUUUAACUUUACAUCAGAUGGAGUGUUUUUUUUCUUACAAAUAUCUGUAUGUUUAGUUUAGCGCAAUGUCACUGAACUGUUAAAUUUAGCAUGUAGAGAAUACCGCUUGCUUUGUGGGAAAGUCCUGAAUUAAAUUUUAAUCAUGGCACUUUUUCUGCAGAAAAGA
This is a messenger RNA of Perca flavescens (yellow perch), 4481 nucleotides long. It is a transcript of the gene ctdspl2b, whose product is annotated as CTD (carboxy-terminal domain, RNA polymerase II, polypeptide A) small phosphatase like 2b. Gene Ontology annotation, molecular function: phosphatase activity. The transcript has 13 exons. NCBI's taxonomy places the organism in Eukaryota, Metazoa, Chordata, Actinopteri, Perciformes, Percidae. The record is from RefSeq and is a predicted model, not a curated record. Bases 204 to 1637 code for a protein of 477 amino acids.